Molecule: messenger RNA, 1878 nt
Organism: Adineta steineri
Lineage: Eukaryota; Metazoa; Rotifera; Eurotatoria; Adinetida; Adinetidae
Source: the annotation of a GenBank genome assembly
AUGAAAACGUACUUUCUAAUUCCUAUCUUAUUAUUCUCAUAUAUAAAUUAUUCUUCAACUACACUCGUUGAUGGAAUAGUAACAUUAUCAUGGUCAUUAUCUGGUUCAUCUCCAGUUAUAGAUCGUUUUCUGACUAGUAAUACACAAAUUCAAUUAAAACUUUUAUGUCGAGAACCAACCACAAAUACAAAUCAAACAGAAGCAGAAAUACGAAAAAGUUUAAGUUCAAUUUAUGAUAAAAUAAAAAUAAAAAUAAGUGGCCGAAUUGGCCGAAUUGUUGGUUGUUUACCAUUACAAUCUGAUGCAUUCAUGACAUCAAAUAAAAUGCCAUCAAAAGAUGCUAAAGAAACACGAAAUAUGUUACAAACAUUUUAUGAAGAAUUAUGGAAAGAAAUGGAAAUAAGAACAUUCGUUAUGGAAGCAGCUGACUGUGAUUUUGCUGGACAAUUAGAUGUUAAUCAAUAUACCAAUAUGACUGGACCAGAAAUUUCACCAGAAAAAGCUCAAGAAUUACGAAAAAAAAUGUUUGAACCAGCUGAUGAUGAUAUACAACAAAAAAAAAAUAACAUAGUUCGUCGCCGUCGUGCUGAUGAUACUAAAACUGAAAAGAAACAAUCUAUAUUAGCAGCUGCUCUAAGUAAAAAAACCGAUAAAAAGUUACGUACAUGGACCGAUGGAUAUUAUUUUAUUGAAAUUAAUGAACCUGAAUUUGUUGAUGGAAAAACAGUUGACCUUGAUGUUGAUGUUAUUGUAGCUAUGAAAAAUCGUCAUGGUGGAUAUAUAACAGCUGAUGAAUAUCCAGCAUUAGUUUUUUAUGGUGUUAUGUGUGGUAUCUAUGGUUUAUUUGCUAUAUUAUGGUGUAUUUGGUGUGCAUUCUAUUGGAGAGAAUUACUUAAAAUACAAUUCUGGAUUGCUGGUGUUAUUGUUCUUGGUAUUAUUGAGAAAUCAGCAUUCAUAGCUGAAUAUGAUAUGGUUAAUCGUACUGGAUAUAAAGUACAUUUUGCAAUUGUUACAGCUGAAGUUCUUUCAUGUUUAAAACGUAGUGUAUCACGUAUGCUUGUUAUUGUUGUUGCACUUGGUUAUGGAAUCGUUAAGCCACGUUUAGGAGCAUUAAAACAAAAAGUUUUCGGUAUGGGUUUACUUUAUUUUGGUAUUGCUACAACAGAAGCAAUAUUACGUUUAAAUACAAAAAAUGAUGAAGCGAAUAAUAAAGUUGUUAUAUCACGUAUACCAUUAGCUGUUAUUGAUGCAACAAUUUAUUAUUGGAUAUUUACUGGUUUAGUUACAACAACACGAACAUUACGUUUAAGAAAAAAUAUUGUUAAAUUAAAUGUUUAUCGACAUUUUACAAAUACAUUAAUAUUUGCUAUUGUUGCAAGUUUAUUAUUUAUGAUUUGGUCAUUAAAAUCACAUUUUUUUACGCAAUGUGUUAAGAAUUGGAGAGAAUUUUGGGUUGAUGAUGCAUUUUGGCAUAUAUUAUUUUCUUUAAUUCUUCUUGUUAUUAUGUUCUUAUUUCGACCAUCAAAUAAUAAUCAACGUUAUGCUUUCGUUCCAUUACUUGAUCAAUCAGAUAAUGAUGAUAAUGAAUUCGAUGAUGAUGAUGAGGAAAAAGAAUCAGCUAUUUUUGAUUCGGUAACUAUGCGUAAAGCAACAAAUGUUGAAAGUGGUACUACACCAAAAAAUAAAAAACAACAACAAGCAUUUUUGAAUCGCGAAGCUAAUGUAUCAGGAGGUGCAACUGGUCAAGGUGCUGUCGAAGAUGCUUUAACAUGGGUAGAAGAUAAUAUUCCAACAUCAAUUGCUGAUCAAGCAUUACAAGCAUUAGAUAGUGAAGAUGAAAUUGUUAAUACUAAAUUAGAACGAUCAAAAAUGCAGUAA